Sorghum bicolor (sorghum) is the source of this 980-nucleotide messenger RNA. RefSeq names its product multiprotein-bridging factor 1c. NCBI's taxonomy places the organism in Eukaryota, Viridiplantae, Streptophyta, Magnoliopsida, Poales, Poaceae. Gene Ontology annotation, molecular function: DNA binding. The transcript has a single exon. The record is from RefSeq and is a predicted model, not a curated record. Bases 144 to 611 code for a protein of 155 amino acids. Gene Ontology annotation, cellular component: nucleus.
ACCGCCAUUGCGGCAUUGCCACCCUCUAGGCCUCUCUCUAUAUAUGCCCAAGCCCAACGCCUCCAUCUCCUCCCAAGUCCCAUCAACGCCGUGCGCGAGAUCAGAACCACGAGGAGAUAGGAGGAGCAGGGAGAGAAGCAACGAUGCCGACGGGUAGGCUGAGCGGCAACAUCACGCAGGACUGGGAGCCGGUGGUUCUGCGCCGGACGAAGCCGAAGGCGGCCGACCUCAAGUCGGCGAAGGCGGUGAACCAGGCGCUGCGGUCGGGCGCGGCCGUGGAGACGGUGCGCAAGUCGGCGGCGGGCACGAACAAGCACUUCGCGUCCACGACCGUGGCGCCCGCGCGCAAGCUGGACGAGACGACGGAGCCGGCGGCGGUGGAGCGCGUGGCGGCCGAGGUGCGCGCGGCGAUCCAGAAGGCGCGCGUGGCCAAAGGGUGGAGCCAGGCCGAGCUGGCGAAGCGCAUCAACGAGCGCGCGCAGGUGGUGCAGGAGUACGAGAGCGGCAAGGCGGCGCCGGCCCAGGCCGUGCUCGCCAAGAUGGAGCGCGCCCUCGAGGUCAAGCUCCGUGGCAAGGGCGUCGGCGCGCCCCUGGCGGCUGCCAGCAAAUGAUGUGAUGUGAGUCGACGUGAUGGCCUUUAUGCAGAUUACACCGUCGAUGGAUAGGUUAACCUCUGCUUUGAAUUGGCGGUCAAUCGGAUGUGCAGUUUCUGUUUGUAUGGGAUCGUGAUUGGGCGGAUGUAACGAGUUUCCAGUGAUCUCUUGAUUGGUAAAUGACAGGGGCAAGUAGUUUCGAUUUGGUCACGUGGUUUUAUCUGGUCUCUUUGCCCCAAUAUUACGAUUUUUACGAGUGAUCCGGUGAAUGAAUCUCGGAUCCUCUGUUCUUAUGUGAACUGCGAACAUAGACUAGAAAGACAGGCGCGACUUUGCCGCGCCCUUGUUGGAUACUCCGAGCAAUGAAUAAUGGAUGUCUUUUUGGCC